UGUUUUGAAGAAAGACCGGAAGUGGGAUGUGUCGCUGGGUUAAUCUUCAUGCGGUUGAGUCUGGGAAUUCAUACACAACUACUUGGAAGAGGAAUGCAGCACUCGUAGCCAACCAUACUUGAAUCUUAAGGAAUCAUCAUUCCAGUCAGCACAUAAUGGCUGGCUUCAGACAAGAGGAUGUGGAGGUGUUUUAUGAGAUGGAAGAGGAGCUGGGCAGUGGACAGUUUGCCAUCGUUCGUAAAUGUAAGGAGAAGAGCACGAGUAUUGAAUAUGCAGCCAAAUUCAUCAAGAAGCGGCGUCUUUCCUCCAGCCGGCGGGGGGUGAGCCGCGAGGAGAUUGAGCGCGAAGUCAACAUCUUGCGUGAAAUCCAACACAGCAACAUCAUCACCCUGCACGACAUCUUUGAAAACAAGACGGACGUGAUCCUGAUCCUGGAGCUGGUGUCCGGAGGAGAGCUGUUCGACUUCCUGGCUGAGAAGGAAUCUCUGACAGAGGAGGAGGCCACUCAGUUCCUCAAGCAGAUCCUGGACGGGGUUCAGUAUCUUCACUCCAAACGCAUCGCUCACUUCGACCUCAAGCCUGAGAACAUCAUGCUGUUGGACAAGAACGUCCCAAACCCCCGGAUCAAGCUGAUUGACUUUGGGAUUGCUCAUCAGAUUAAAGCAGGAAACGAGUUCAAGAACAUUUUUGGGACACCAGAGUUUGUGGCUCCAGAAAUAGUGAACUACGAGCCCCUUGGACUGGAGGCGGACAUGUGGAGCAUCGGAGUGAUCACAUACAUCCUACUGAGCGGGGCUUCACCAUUUCUUGGGGAGACAAAGCAGGAGACCCUGACGAACAUCUCAGGCGUUAACUACGACUUUGAUGAGGAAUACUUCAGCAACACCAGCGAGCUCGCCAAGGACUUCAUACGCCGCCUGCUCGUCAAAGACCCCAAGAAGAGAAUGACUAUUAAUGACAGUCUUCAGCACCCCUGGAUUAAGGUGAUCAAGAGGCGAAAUGUCCGCCAGGAGGAGAGAGACCACAAGACUGAGCGGCGUCGGCUGAAGACGACCCGUCUGAAGGAGUACACCAUCAAGUCCCACUCCAGCAUGCCGCCCAACAACACGUACGUCAACUUUGAGCGCUUCUCUCAGGUCCUGGAGGAGAUUGCAGCCGCAGAGGAGGGCCUGAGGGAUCUGGAGCAAAACCAGCGCUCAUGCCGGGAGGACGUGGCGGCGCUGCUGUCCAUAUACGAGGAGAAGGAGGGCUGGUACAAGGAGGAGAACCACAGCAUCUCCACCGACCUGACCCACAUCCGCCAGGAGCUGCAGCGCACCCAGGCCCAGCGCAAGAAGAGCCAGGAGGAAACCCGACUCACCAUGCAGGCCGCCAACAUCCUCAAACGCAAGUACGGGCGUCUGGAGAACCGCUACGAAGCUCUGGCGGAGCAGGUGGCCUCCGAGGUCCGCUGGGUCGAGGAGCUGGUGAAGUCCAUAUCUGCAGAGAAGGACGUGCUCGGCAGCAUGCCCUGAGCCGGGCCGACUGCCAACACCGACUUUGAUUUUCAAGCUCCCUCCGGCCUGUCCUCUCUGCAGACACUGCGGCGAGGUGGGUCAGUGUUCAUCAUAAGCUACGUGCUGCUGCCAUCGAAGAACACUUUCCACUCUUUUUAUGUCGCGCUCGACAAACCAGCAAGAAGCAGAGGCAAUCUUUUGAACCCAUUCCCCCAUGAAGAGGCUCAUUCCUGUGUUUUUAUAAGUUAAUUUAUAAUUUGAGAGAUUUUACAUACUGUUACUUGUUUAGAAUUUGAAACUUUAUUGGCUUUUUUUUGUUUUUGUAAAUUUUCUUUGCCUGGUUUUAUUUUUAGAAUCAUAGUUACUGUACGUCACAAUGUGCUGGUGCUGUAGAAGCUGUGGACGUCCGCUCUCGCCUCAGGUUAUUGCCCAGUUACGUAAGAAGGCUUCACAACUUAAAGCUAAAGCAGGUAAAUAAAUACCCAUCAUCAAGGGUUUUUAUUUAUGCGCUUACAUUUCAAAUUAGAGUGCAGCAGAACGUCAACUCUAAAGGAUGCAAUGAACUCUGGAGCACCCUUACGCUUUUUUACAGAGCUUUGAUUUUCUAAUGAAAAGUUCCUCCAAAGACCAACCUAGUUUAUUCUAAUUACAGGGAAAAAGAGUAUUAAAUAACUUGCAUUUCUUGCGUUGAGUUUAUUAUUGACUUUCAGAGUAACAAUAAUAAACUUCUACGGUUUAGCAGACUUUCAAAACCAAAGUGUCAAGGGGCUUCACAACAGAAAACACUCUACAAUAUAGAUGCUAAGAAAGCAAAUGCAAGCAGACAAUAAGAGAUAGAACUAAAUUAGAAAUGAUGUUUAAAUACAAAAAAACAAUACAAAUAUGGGUCUGUUUUAGAAACUUUUGAUCUGAUCACACUUUCAUAAGUACCAAAUGACAUGGUUCUUUCUAGGACCUUCCUUAGAAAUCAAACAAAUGUACGUAAAAGUCGAGCUUUACCGGAUUUCAAAUGUACAAACUCAUCUCUGCAGUGCCUGUAAACUGAUUGACCGUAUUGCCUCAUCUGUCAUCGAGUUAUUGAUAUUUCUAUCACAUUGCUCCAUGUCUUAAACUGCAGCCUGUGCUCAGAAGCCUUGUAAACCAAACAGCGUGCAUGGAAACUCUAUAAACUGUAACUCCUGUUAGUGGUCCUCAUCCCAACCAUCUCUGCAAACUCGAUACAUUCCUCUGAUAAGUUUCACAUCCAGGCAACACAUUCCCCAUGUAAAGCAUAGAAAGGUGUAUGAUAUAUGCAGUAGUAUUUUUCCAAUAGAGAAAUGUACACUUAAUUGCACUUGAAUGAUUAUAGCAAUGUAAAACAAAUCUAUUUUAAUCUGAUUCUAAUGUUUAAAGAAGCUGAAAUGUCUGGGCUUGUUUCAAAUAAACAAAGUUAUAACUGUUAAUAAUAA
Messenger RNA from Eleginops maclovinus (Patagonian blennie), 2944 nucleotides. RefSeq names its product death-associated protein kinase 3 (gene dapk3). The record is from RefSeq and is a predicted model, not a curated record. Lineage: Eukaryota; Metazoa; Chordata; Actinopteri; Perciformes; Eleginopidae. Gene Ontology annotation, molecular function: ATP binding; protein serine/threonine kinase activity. Gene Ontology annotation, biological process: protein phosphorylation; positive regulation of apoptotic process; intracellular signal transduction. Gene Ontology annotation, cellular component: nucleus; cytoplasm. The transcript has 9 exons. The coding region runs from base 156 to 1514 and encodes 452 amino acids.